AUGCUUCGAAGAACCAUGGAAGUAGCCGUUGCCAACUUGGAUCCCACGCCUAGUAAUACAAAGACCCAACUGGCUGCAGACACAACCUGCUGGAAGGUGACCGUGGCCACCGUCCUAGGCAGUGCCAUUGCUGUCAUUUGCUUAGGUCUCCUUCUGGCCUCCCUCUACAUGCAGGACGUCAGUUUUGAGCACUCGGCUGAACUCAAAGGAAUUCUGUAUGACCACAGCCUACAGCAAGAGACCUCCAGCUAUUACAGGGCUUUGACCCCAGCUCUGGAAAUGCUGUUUAUAAGUAGCUUUCAGAAGACAAAGUUAGAGGAGAGCUGUGUUGGCUGCACUGUGCUGAGUUAUAGGGAUGGGAACUCCAGCGUCCUGGUCCGUUUUCGCCUACAUUUUGUGUCCCAAGCCCUCUGGUCCCUGAGCUCUGGAUUGGAGGAGGAAACGCUCCGGCAAGGUCUAACCAUGAGGUUCCGGGAGCACAGUAUCCCCCUGCCCACCUAUGGGACCAUCUAUUCUGCUGCACUCACAGGGAACAAGGAGCUGCCGGCCACAGAAAUCGAUCUGAAGUCAGGGCGCUGUCCAGGGAAUGCAUUUGUCUGCCAGAAUAACCACUGCGUGUCCAAAGUGAACCCCGAAUGUGACGGCAAAGUGGACUGCUCCGAUGGUUCUGAUGAAGCCCACUGUGAUUGUGGAGGCCAACCUGCCUUGAAAUCAGCCAACAGGAUCGUGGGAGGAAUGGAGGCUGCCAGAGGGGAGUUUCCAUGGCAAGUCAGCCUCCGAGAAAACAAUGAGCACUUCUGUGGGGCAGCUAUCCUCAGUGCCAAAUGGCUGGUAUCUGCAGCUCACUGCUUCAACGAAUUCCAGGACCCCACAGUCUGGAUGGCCUAUGCUGGUACCACCUUUCUCAGCGGCUCUGACAGUGGCACCGUGAAGGCCCGCGUCGCCCAGAUCAUCAAGCACCCCUUCUAUAACUCAGACACGGCAGACUUCGACGUGGCCGUCCUUGAGCUGGGCAGCCCCUUGCCUUUCACCAGCCACAUCCAGCCAGUGUGCCUUCCCUCGGCCACUCACGUCUUCCCUCCCAGGAAGAAAUGUCUUAUCUCAGGUUGGGGCUACCUGAAGGAGGACUUCUUGGUGAAACCUGAGGUCCUCCAGAAGGCAACUGUGGAACUCCUAGACCAGGCGCUGUGUGCAAGCCUCUACGGCAACUCACUCACGGACCAGAUGGUGUGUGCCGGCUACCUGGACGGCAAGGUGGAUUCCUGCCAGGGUGACUCAGGAGGACCACUAGUCUGCGAUGAGCCCUCAGGGAGGUUCUUCCUUGCUGGCAUUGUAAGCUGGGGCAUCGGCUGUGCAGAAGCUCGGAGGCCGGGGGUCUAUGUCCGUGUGACCAGGGUUCGAGACUGGAUUUUAGAGACCAUCUCAACAGCACCAACUGUCAGCGCACCAGCUGUCUUUCCUGACUCCUCCACCACCAGCAGUGACUGGCUCUUGACUACAGAGAGGCUCAUGACCAGCAUCACUACCAAGCCCAAGCUGGUCACCAGCACAGAGCUGGACAUGGUGUCUCUCUAUCCAGGCACCACCUCCAGGCCACAAGAGUGUGGGGGUAGACCCGGCAUGCCCAAACCCAGCAAAAUCGUCGGGGGAUUUGAUGCUGCCAAGGGUGAGGUUCCGUGGCAGGUCAGCUUGAAGGAGGGGUCUCGACACUUCUGUGGAGCCACCGUGGUGGGGGAGAGAUGGCUGGUGUCGGCAGCCCACUGCUUCAAUCACACAAAGACGGACUUUGUGAAGGCGUAUUUGGGGACGACGUCCCUCACGGGGGCAGAUGGCAGUGCUGUGAAGGUCAGCAUCAAGAGUGUGGUGCUCCACCCCUCCUACAACCCCGUCAUACUAGACUUUGACGUGGCCGUGCUGGAGCUGGCCAGCCCACUCCUCUUCAACAAUUAUAUCCAGCCUGUCUGCCUCCCACUGGCCAUCCAGAAGUUCCCUGUGGGCCGGAAGUGCAUGAUUUCUGGAUGGGGGAACAUUCACGAAGGCAAUACAACUAAGCCCGAGAUCCUGCAGAAGGCAUCUGUGGGUAUCAUCGACCAAAAGACAUGCAGCGUCCUCUACAACUUCUCCCUCACCGAUCGUAUGAUAUGUGCUGGUUUUCUGGAGGGGAGAAUAGAUUCCUGUCAGGGUGACUCUGGGGGGCCACUGGCCUGUGAAGAGACCCCAGGCGUGUUUUAUCUGGCAGGGGUUGUGAGCUGGGGGAUUGGAUGUGCCCAAGCUAAAAAGCCAGGAGUGUACUCCCGGAUGACCAGGCUCAAAGACUGGAUUGUCGACACCAUCUCACCUGGCCUGCAGACUGGCACCACCCUCUCACCUGAGAAAACACCCGUCAUUACCAGUCACCCCCUAGAAGCAACCUCAAGCAUAACAACCACAUGGGUGACCACCAGCAAACUGACCCCCAAACCAACCAGCACACCCACCCUCAAGACCACCAGCACACCGACCAGCAGGACUACUCCGAAGCCCACUAGCAGACCCACGAUGAGCAAAACUACCCCACAGCCUACCAGUGAAACUACAACCAGGAGAUCUACCAGUAUGGUCAUCACAGCAAUCAGGCCCACCAGCAGUAAUCUGCCCCCUCCACCACAAACCCAUCAACUGGCCACCCCCAUUCAGCUUCCAGACUGCGGUGUCUCUCCAGUGGGCACCCUCACCAAGAUUGUGGGCGGCAGCGCUGCCAGCCGUGGGGAAUGGCCCUGGCAGGUCAGUCUCUGGCUGAGGAGGAAGGAGCACAAGUGUGGGGCGGUGUUGAUUGCGGACAGGUGGCUGCUCACUGCCGCUCACUGCUUUGACGUUUACAGUGACCCCAACCUGUGGGUGGCCUUCCUGGGGACAGCCUCCCUAAGUGGUGCGGAUGGGAAGGUCGAGAAGGUGUACCGCAUCUACAAGCACCCAUUCUACAAUGUCUACACUUUGGACUAUGACGUGGCCCUCCUGGAACUCUCGGCUCCCGUGAAAUACACCAGCGUCAUCAAGCCCAUCUGUCUCCCAGACCACUCUCACCUCUUCACUGAAGGCACAAAGUGUUUCAUCACUGGCUGGGGCUCCAUCCGAGAAGGAGGGCUGAUGGCGAGGCACCUGCAGAAAGCAGCGGUGAACAUCAUUGGAGAAGAGACGUGCAGGAAGUUUUACCCCAUCCAGAUCAGUAACAGAAUGCUGUGCGCAGGCUUCACCCAGGGAGGUGUAGACAGCUGCUCGGGUGAUGCCGGGGGCCCGCUGGCUUGCAAGGAGCCUGCCGGGAGGUGGUUUCUUGCUGGGGUCACCAGCUGGGGGUACGGCUGUGCCAGACCAUACUUCCCAGGGGUCUACUCCAAGGUGACAGCUGUAAGGGGCUGGAUCAGGCAGAACAUCAGACUCUGACUGGCCAGAAAAAUCAGGAGGCAAGAGGCCAGGCCAAAGUCCCCCCGGCCUGUUUGAAUCAACCUGAAGCAGGCAGCGGCUGCUGACCCUAAGGAGCUGCGUGCCUCCUUCUGCUGGACAGCAGUGAUAGUCUGAAAGCCAAGAACCAUCCCACGUGGUAACUGAUGGAAAGGUGG
Molecule: messenger RNA, 3596 nt
Organism: Trichosurus vulpecula (common brushtail)
Lineage: Eukaryota; Metazoa; Chordata; Mammalia; Diprotodontia; Phalangeridae
Gene: TMPRSS9
Product: transmembrane serine protease 9
Exons: 18
Coding region: 1-3420 (1139 amino acids)
Biological process (GO): proteolysis
Molecular function (GO): protein binding; serine-type endopeptidase activity
Source: RefSeq, a predicted model, not a curated record